CUCUGGGUAUGCGAUCGAUGUUUCAAAUACACGAAAAACGCAGCAAGCCACGAACUUCACGCCAAAACAUGCCAGUCAACACAUCCUCCUGGCCGAAAAGUGUACCAAAAAGGAGCGCUUACUAUCUGGGAAGUGGAUGGUGCACUUUCCAAGCUGUUUUGUCAGAACCUGUCUUUAUUUGGAAAACUGUUCAUUGAUGUGAAGGAGAUCUAUUUCGACGUUGAGCCAUUCAUGUUCUACCUGCUGACGGACGGGGACCCCAGGCGAGAUCACGUAUUAGGUUUUUUCUCCAAAGAGAAGAUCUCGUAUGACAAUAAUAAUCUUGCUUGUAUCAUUACAUUUCCCCCGUAUCAGAAACGCGGCUAUGGCAUGCUUAUGAUCGAGUUCAGUUAUGAGCUCUCUAGACGUGACGGCGUUUUUGGCAGUCCCGAACGACCUUUGUCAGAAUCCGGUGUUCGGACUUACCUUGCAUUUUGGAUUUCCAUGCUUGUGCGGCAUUUGCGAUCGGCAUUCAAAGUGCAUGGCUCUCCAACAAGGAGCGCGAACGUCUCGCGAAAAUGGAAGAAUACAAAGGGUUGGGAUGGCGAGCUUCCCCUCACCCGAGCCAGAGCUGGCGCACUCCAGAACGGCACACAUCCAGAAGAUCCUUUUGCAGGCAAACGUGUAAUCAACGGUAUCGAUGUCUCAGUGAAGAUGACAUUGCAAGAUCUUGCCCAGGCCACGUACAUACGACCGGAAGACAUUGCUAUGGCCCUGAACGAAUGCGGUCUGCUGAAAAGACGUCGUACGAUGGGGAUGGACAGUCACCCCGAAAUAAUUAUUUGCCAACGAGAUCUAGAAAGAGUGGCAGAAGCAUAUCAUGUAAAGCCCCAGUUUUUACAUCCCGAUCAUGUCAUGCUAUGA
Molecule: messenger RNA, 903 nt
Organism: Dacryopinax primogenitus
Lineage: Eukaryota; Fungi; Basidiomycota; Dacrymycetes; Dacrymycetales; Dacrymycetaceae
Product: acyl-CoA N-acyltransferase
Exons: 6
Biological process (GO): regulation of DNA-templated transcription
Molecular function (GO): histone acetyltransferase activity
Source: RefSeq, a predicted model, not a curated record